Ipomoea nil (Japanese morning glory) is the source of this 2190-nucleotide messenger RNA. RefSeq names its product chaperonin CPN60-2, mitochondrial. Bases 187 to 1914 code for a protein of 575 amino acids. The record is from RefSeq and is a predicted model, not a curated record. Gene Ontology annotation, biological process: protein refolding. The transcript has 17 exons. Gene Ontology annotation, molecular function: ATP-dependent protein folding chaperone; ATP binding. NCBI's taxonomy places the organism in Eukaryota, Viridiplantae, Streptophyta, Magnoliopsida, Solanales, Convolvulaceae. Gene Ontology annotation, cellular component: cytosol; mitochondrion.
GGUUUGAAACUUAAACCCUUAACAAGAUAAACCCCCAAAACCCUAGAAGCUCCUCCUUCUAGACUUUUCUCUGCCUCUAGUCAUAUAUAACCCCCUGCUUCACUGCAACCGCACUUCUUGCUCUGCUAUCUCUUCGUCCACAUAACUGAAUCUUUCUAUCAUCAGCGGAAACUUCUCGUCAAAAUCAUGUAUCGUUUUGCAGCAAAUCUUGCCUCUAAGGCCAGGGUCGCUAAGAACAGCACCCAACAGAUUGGUAGUAGUUUAAGUUGGAGUAGAAACUAUGCUGCCAAAGAUAUAAGAUUUGGAGUGGAAGCUCGGGCAUUGAUGCUCCAGGGUGUAGAAGAGCUUGCUGAUGCAGUUAAAGUCACCAUGGGUCCAAAGGGGCGUAAUGUUGUGAUUGAACAAAGUUGGGGUGCUCCCAAAGUGACAAAAGAUGGUGUCACUGUUGCAAAAAGUGUUGAAUUCAAUAACAAAGUCAAGAAUGUUGGAGCAAGCCUUGUAAAGCAAGUGGCUAAUGCUACUAAUGAUGUUGCUGGUGAUGGUACGACUUGUGCAACAGUCCUCACCCGGGCAAUAUUCGCUGAGGGCUGUAAGUCAGUUGCAGCUGGUAUGAAUGCGAUGGAUUUGAGACGUGGCAUUACCAUGGCUGUUGAUUCUGUUGUAACAAACCUGAAGAGCAGAGCCCGGAUGAUUAGUACAUCAGAGGAAAUUGCCCAGGUUGGGACAAUCUCUGCAAAUGGGGAGAGAGAGAUUGGUGAGCUAAUUGCUAAGGCUAUGGAGAAAGUAGGCAAGGAAGGUGUCAUCACAAUUCAAGAUGGAAAGACAUUAUUAAAUGAGCUGGAAGUUGUGGAGGGGAUGAAGCUGGAUAGGGGCUAUAUCUCUCCAUAUUUCAUUACAAACCAGAAGAACCAGAAAUGUGAGUUGGAUGACCCUCUCAUUCUAAUCCAUGAGAAGAAAAUCUCAAGCAUAAAUGCUAUUGUGAAAAUCUUGGAGUUGGCUUUGAAGAGACAAAGACCCCUCUUGAUUGUAUCUGAAGAUGUGGAUAGCGAUGCCCUCGCGACUCUUAUCCUCAACAAACUUCGUGUUGGAAUCAAGGUUUGUGCCAUAAAAGCUCCUGGCUUUGGUGAAAACAGGAAGGCCAAUCUUCAAGAUCUUGCUACGCUGACAGGAGGCCAAGUAAUAACCGAAGAGCUUGGAUUGAACAUCGAAAAUGUUGAUCUGGAAAUGCUAGGAACAUGUAAAAAGGUCACCGUAUCAAAGGAUGACACUGUUAUUCUUGAUGGUGCGGGAGAGAAAAAGUCCAUUGAAGAAAGAUGUGAACAGAUUCGAUCAGCAAUUGAAUUAACCACAUCUGAUUAUGACAAGGAGAAGUUGCAAGAAAGAUUAGCAAAGCUUUCUGGUGGUGUGGCUGUAUUAAAGAUCGGAGGUGCCAGUGAAGCCGAGGUUGGUGAGAAGAAAGAUAGAGUUACCGAUGCAUUAAAUGCCACAAAAGCUGCUGUUGAGGAAGGAAUUGUCCCUGGCGGUGGUGUUGCACUUCUCUAUGCAUCAAAAGAAUUGGAUAAGUUGCCCACAGCCAACUUUGAUCAGAAGAUUGGUGUUCAAGUUAUUCAGAAUGCCCUUAAGACGCCAGUUUACACAAUUGCCUCUAAUGCUGGAGUAGAAGGUGCUGUUGUUGUGGGUAAGCUAUUGGAGCAAGAUAACCCCGAUCUCGGAUAUGAUGCAGCAAAAGGUGAAUAUGUGGAUAUGGUGAAAGCUGGCAUUAUUGACCCAUUGAAAGUUAUAAGAACAGCCUUGGUUGAUGCUGCCAGCGUGUCUUCCCUCCUGACAACCACAGAAGCUGUGAUCGUCGAGCUUCCCAAGGAGGAGAAGGAAACGCCCGCCAUGGGUGGUGGAAUGGGCGGAAUGGACUAUUGAUAGAUAACCUCCCUCCCUCCUUCCCUCCAGUCUCCAGAACGCAACAUUUAUAACUCCCCGGCAUCUGCAUAUACAUACAGCUCGCACUAAAUAAGAGACACAUUUUGUUUGUGUGUUGAAAGGGAGCACAUUCACUGUAUUUUUAUCAGAGGCUCAGAAAUGAAUUCAUGGUUUUGUAGGACACCAAGGAAAUUGUAGUAAUUUAGUACUUUGUUUUCUCAAGAGACACAUUUUGUUUCCCCUAAUUUAAUGUUAUACAUCCUUUGUUUCAACUCC